AUGGGUACGGUGGUUGAGAAGGUUCAGUCUGCAAAAAGCGGGCUGAACGAAGCUUUUACCAGCCUGCUCACAGGCUUUGAGGCUUCACUGCUAGCAGCUUCAGCCAAGGACGCAGAAGUUUCCGAACUCCAGCAGAAACUGAAGCUGGCUGAUGAUGAGAUUGACCGUAUUAACAAGCGGUUCGAUGAGGCCCAAGAUUUUAACUCAUGUGCUGCUAUGUGUAUGAUUGUAAGCACCGCAACCGAGGUCGAGACCCUCAAGAGUGCCCUUGCAGAGGCCCAGGAAGGGGUGAGGCGGAGCAAAGCGGCUGAGGAGAUAGAAGCCGAGCAGGUUACCCAUCGUAAGUGUGAGGUGUGGGUGACCGAAGUGGAUCAGGCGCUCCAAGAUGCCGCAAACAGGUGCGAGGCCCUAGAGGAGCAGAAUAAGGUCCAGGCGGCCGAACUCGCCAAGGCCCUCCAAGAGGCCAAGGAGGCACGAUAUGCUUUGCUAAAUCGACUAUGGAGUACUCCAGACGCCUUUGCGGAUCUCCCGAAGAGUGCUGCCGAUGCUGCCCAGUAUUUCUGGGCCCAAGAAGGGAACGCGACGGAGAAGCUCUUCUGGUCGCAGUACCUGGCACCAGAGCGGCCAGCACUGCUAAACAACCAGAUGAUGCAGCUAGCGGAGCUGCAUAGGAUGUCCGAUCCGGCCGGAAUUCUCGCCGGAGAUGGCAGGGACGAGGCGGUGGAGGCCGAAUCCGGCGGGGAGGAGGCCGGGGCGCGCGGCUCGGGGUCGCCGGAGGCGCUGGAGAUGGUCGGCGACUCGGGAACGCGAGCAGGGAGGCGCGGAGGCGGAGCGGCGGCGGGAGGCACGGCGCUCUGGCGCGGGCUCGCCGGCGGGAGGUUAGGCGCGGUCGGCGGCGAGGGUCAGACGGCGGCGGGCGAACCGGCGGCGGGGUAG
Molecule: messenger RNA, 936 nt
Organism: Aegilops tauschii subsp. strangulata
Lineage: Eukaryota; Viridiplantae; Streptophyta; Magnoliopsida; Poales; Poaceae
Source: RefSeq, a predicted model, not a curated record